Molecule: messenger RNA, 537 nt
Organism: Penicillium coprophilum
Lineage: Eukaryota; Fungi; Ascomycota; Eurotiomycetes; Eurotiales; Aspergillaceae
Product: DOPA 4,5-dioxygenase family protein
Exons: 4
Coding region: 1-537 (178 amino acids)
Source: RefSeq, a predicted model, not a curated record
AUGACAGACGCAUUUGCCUUCUCAUAUCCAUCUCCGUUAGCGGGAUACGAGAACCUAGAGCCGUUAUCCGACGAGCGAGCCGAAGACGGCAAGUCAUUGAAGAACCCUCAGCAUGGCGUAUUAAGCAAAGCCUACUCGGAAUUUCCCGACCCUCUUUCCAAAGGCCGGGAGGGAGGAUUCGACAUUCACAUCUAUCAUUUCCAGAACAACCCUGAUCAAGCCGCAUACGCCAAAGCGCUCCAUGAAAGAGUUAGACGAGAAUUUCCCGAGCUUCGAAUCUAUACUUUCUGGGACCGGCCUAUUGGCCCGCACCCGGUGGCAAUGUUCGAAGUAAAUUUGUUCACGCCCGCGCAGUUUGGAGCCUUUAUUCCCUGGUUGGUUAUCAACCGGGGACCGCUUAGCGCUCUCAUUCAUCCCAAUACAGUGGCAUCAGAGGAUGAGCGAAAUCACACCCAACGCGCGACUUGGCUUGGUGAUCGGAUUCCGUUGGAUUUGAGACUUUUUAAGCUGAUGAAGGCGAAGCAGGAAAACCUGUAG